Molecule: messenger RNA, 605 nt
Organism: Trachymyrmex cornetzi
Lineage: Eukaryota; Metazoa; Arthropoda; Insecta; Hymenoptera; Formicidae
Product: synaptotagmin-2
Exons: 3
Coding region: 78-509 (143 amino acids)
Biological process (GO): calcium-ion regulated exocytosis
Cellular component (GO): plasma membrane; exocytic vesicle
Molecular function (GO): calcium ion binding; clathrin binding; calcium-dependent phospholipid binding
Source: RefSeq, a predicted model, not a curated record
ACACUUUUUAGGAAUUUGGCCACAUUUUGUUAGCUGUAAGCUAUCUACCCACUGCAGAAAGGCUAACUAUUAACAUUAUGAAAUUACGCGAUAUUAAAUUUAUACCAACUGGGUUGAGCUUAAAUGAAUUUAAUCCAUACGUUAAAGUGUUAAUGUUAAACGGAAAGACGGGUAAAAAAAUGAAGAAGAAGAAGACCAAAUACUUGCGCACGAUUGCACAACCAGAAUUUAAUGAGACUUUGACGUUUAACUUAGCAGUUACACAACUCGAUACUGUCCAAUUUUUAGUGGUGCUUUGUAGCAAGGUUUUACCAGAAGGAUUACCUGCCAAUACCGCCGACGUUAGUGACAGUGAAGAUUCUGUCAGUUCGUUCAAAAGGUCUACCGAUACUUUUAUCGGUAAAGUGGCUCUUGGAAAAGGUGUGAGAGGUUCGACGGAAAGAUUGCAUUGGUUCUCAGUGCUUCAAAAUCCAAGGAAACUUGUUACUGUCUGGCAUAUUUUAAAAUAAAAACUAUAAUUUUUUAAACAUACAUAUAUUAUACAAGUUAUACAAAUAUAAUUGUUAUUUUUCAGUGAUUUUGAUAAAUCAUUACAAUUGCAAAGA